UCUCCGCUCCAACCUUGCGCCGGCCUGCGUCUGUCGUCCAGCCUCGGUGUCGGAUCCGGGAUCCGGCGCCCGCUGGUGCUGGCAGAGUCCUCCCGGACAUGUGGGCUGCCGCCCGCGGUCUGUGCUGCCCCGGCGCCGGGGUGCUGUUGCGGCGGGGCUGCGGUGAGGCUGCACUCCACCGCGCCCGCACGCGGAGCCUGCACGGCUCUGCCGUCUCCUGUGGCAGCAAGAACUUGCUCAAGAAAUUUGCUUCGAAAACCAGGAAGAAGUUCUGGUAUGAAGGUCCUUCCCUGGGGUUUACUGGGCCUUCCAAAUUGGACUUGCUCCUGAAGAGAACCUCAAAGAGGACCAGGAAGGAAGAUCAUGUGCGCCUGCGGGCCCUGAACGGCCUCCUCCAUAAAGCGCUGACAGACUUGUUAAGCACCCCUGAAGUGAGCCAGGAGGUCUACAACCUGAAUGUGGAGCUCUCCAAGGUCUCGCUGACUCCAGACUUCUCAGCCUGCCGCGUCUAUUGGAAGGUGAGCCUCUCGGCGGACCAGAACAAGAGCACAGAGGCCACCCUGCAGAGGAGUGCGGCGCACAUGAGACACCUGUUGAUGUCCCAGCAGACCCUGAGGAAUGUGCCGCCAAUAGUGUUCAUUCAAGACAGAAAAAACGCAGCUCUGGCAGAGAUUGAUGGUUUACUGGCAGUGGCUGAGUUUGGACCUCCAGAUGAAGGAGACCACCCCAUAGGAGAUGAUCCCAGGGACCCUGAUGCCCUAUCACCACAUGAUGCCCCAGGACCUGCUUCAUGCUCAAGUCUGUGUGGGAUCGAUCAUGAGGCACUCAGCAAGCAAAUAAUGGAGUACAAACGGAGGAAGGAGAGAGGACUCCUGAGCCUGGCGUUGCGGGGGCAAGAGCAGGGGGCUGAGCCCACACAGCUGGUGAGGAGGAGGAGGAGGAAGACCCUGUCCUGCCAGGACAAGGACAGCUCCCCCAGGAGUUUCCUGCUGGGUGAGGAUGAGGAUGAGGACAAGGACUACACUCUAGGGUGUGAAUGUCAGACCCAUGAAGCAGAGCAGGAGUGGGGGGCAGACCCUGGGGACGAAGGGGCAGAGCAGGGCCCCUGUGGCAGAACAGGGCAGGGGCAGGGUUAGGCUUUAGGCUGCCUAACCACGCCUGUGGGAUAGGAGCCAGUGCCUGAGAGGCGCAUGUUCUGCUCUUCAGACAGUCCAUGGAGCCGAAGCUUUGGGUGGUGGUGUCCAUUUCCUGCUGUUUGGCUUGUGAUAACUUUUCCAUGUAUCUAAACACAGUGUCCUACACAAAAGGCAUUUGUUUUCUCCAAUACCAUGUGAUCAAAAAAAUACAUGAUUAUCUUACCAGUGA
Molecule: messenger RNA, 1365 nt
Organism: Marmota flaviventris (yellow-bellied marmot)
Lineage: Eukaryota; Metazoa; Chordata; Mammalia; Rodentia; Sciuridae
Gene: Rbfa
Product: ribosome binding factor A
Biological process (GO): rRNA processing
Source: RefSeq, a predicted model, not a curated record